AUGCAGCCUCCGAUUAAAUUUGUUGUACUUAAAAUGUACAUGCACUGUGAAGGCUGUGCAAAUGAUAUUAAGAGAAGUAUAGGAAGAAUGAAAGGAAUCUUAAAUGUUGAACCGGAUAUGAAGAAGUCGACUGUGACUGUUAGGGGAAAUUUUGAUCCACCAAAACUUGUUGAAGCCAUCGCCAAACAAUUUGGAAAGUAUGCAGAAAUCGUCGCUGAGGGACCCACCGACAAGGCAAAUGGAACGGGCAAGCAAGGCAAAGAAGAAGAGAUCAUGUUCCAUUAUCCUCCACAAUAUUCCCUACAACAUAUUUAUCCCACUCAAAUUUUUAGUGAUGAAAAUAUUCUCUCAUGCUCCAUAAUGUAAACCGA
This is a messenger RNA of Theobroma cacao (cacao), 371 nucleotides long. The record is from RefSeq and is a predicted model, not a curated record. Lineage: Eukaryota; Viridiplantae; Streptophyta; Magnoliopsida; Malvales; Malvaceae.